Molecule: messenger RNA, 3912 nt
Organism: Rhinichthys klamathensis goyatoka
Lineage: Eukaryota; Metazoa; Chordata; Actinopteri; Cypriniformes; Leuciscidae
Gene: tdrd1
Product: tudor domain containing 1
Exons: 25
Coding region: 77-3619 (1180 amino acids)
Source: RefSeq, a predicted model, not a curated record
CACAGACACGCACACAAACUCAUAAUACUGACUAAUAGUGUAUAUUAUUUUACCUCACAGUGAAACCAAGGGAAGAAUGAAUCGAUCUUUUACUCAGACUUUGGUGAGACCCAAUCUCCCUUUGAGGAGACCUGCGACUGGACCGGGUUCACUUAGUCCUAGAGGACCAGCACCAGCAAUUCAGGAGCUCGCUCAAGAACAUCUUCUAGCAAGUGAUGUUCUAGAAGAUCCUAAAAGUGAUGCUGUCAGAAAGGAGAAUGUGAUUUCUGCAAAAAACAAUUGUGUAGAUUUCUUGUCUCCCCCACAGACAGCAGGGUCCAUGCUGGGCCCACUGGUAAAGUUGUGCAAUUACUGCAGUCACCAGGGAAACUUCAGGUGUACUCGUUGUAAAAAAACUUGCUACUGUUCUGUAGCUUGUCAGAGUCAGGAUUGGAAAGCUCAUCGACAUGUCUGCAAACCUAGCAUCCCAGAAGCUACCAGUGAGAAAAUGAAGGAAUCCACAGCUAUGCCAUCUGGAAAUGGACUUGGUUGCCUUCAAGCUAAGGAGAUCUGUGUUGACCUAAAGCCAAAGGGAAUGUAUCGACGUGAUUUACGGAAGAACAAUGUUUCCAAAGGAGCUGAGAUACAGGGUACAGUGAUUGACCUCAGGAACCCUGGGAUGUUCUCCAUCCACCUACAGUCAAUCGAGAUGAUGGAGUCCCUGAAAAACAUCACUGCAGAGCUCCAGAAGGCCUAUAGCACUUCAUUUGCUCCUGAAUACAAGCCUGAAAUUGGGGAGCUCUGUGCUGUUAAAUUUUCACUUGAUCGGAACUGGUAUCGAGCUGAGGUUCAGUCAGUUGAUGUGGUCCACAAAACUGCUAGUGUAUUUUACAUCGACUUUGGGAAUGAGGAGAAUGUUACACUUGACAACAUAAGGCCUCUCUCUGACCAUAUCGAUGCUGCACCACCAUUUGCUUUGCAGUGUUGUGUUGCUGGGGUAAAGCCUGUGACAGGAAGUUGGACAGGCGAAUGCACUAUUGCUGUUAGGCAGAUAAUUACUGGAAAGAGCCUCACUUUCACAGUGUUGGACAUCAUGAAUGAUGGAGCUCUGCUUGCUGUAGAUGUUCCUCUUAGCACACUUGGUAAAUGCAUGAGCACUUUUCUGAUAGACCAGGGCUAUGGUAUAAAGGAGGAUGUUGCUGUCAAACCACAGACUGAACACAACAUCAAUUCAUUGCUGAAGGCAUCGUUUGAAAAUUUCAAGCGCUUGUCUGGAGGAAAGAAUGAGAACUCUGAAGCCAGGCCUCCAGAGCCGUUGACUCAAGGAGUGGGUGACGCAUUCACUGCAGUGGUCACCCACAUCCAGUCUCCCUCAGAGAUCCUCUGCCAGAAGCUUGAAAAUGCCAGUAUAAUCCAGCAGUUGCAGGUGAAUUUAAGGGAGCACUGCUCAAACACUCUAGCCAAUGAGAUAUUCAGACCUGCGCCAGGAACUGUCUGCUGCUCACUGUUCUCUGAGGACAACCAGUGGUAUAGAGCUAAAGUUCUGGCAUAUUCCUCUGAGGAUCGCGUGUGUGUCGGAUACAUAGACUUUGGAAACUCUGAGGUAGUUGAGUUAACUCGCCUACGACCAAUCAACAAGGAUCUGUUGGCUUUAGCAACACAAGCAAUCCCCUGUUCUCUGGCAGGUAUAAAGUCUCCAACAGACGACUGGUCAGAGGAGGCCAUUUUGAUGGUGAAACGUCUGGCCUGCAACCGCUUCAUUCGGGUUGAGAUUCUGGGUAAGAAGGACGGUAGGGCUCUGGUGUCCAUGAUCGAUGAGACUAGUGACCCUCAGACCAAUGUCGCUGAGUUGUUGGUUAGCAUGGGUUAUGCUGCCAUUGAAAGUUUGGAGGCCGAGAAGAAUGAACCAGCUCAGGCAUCCUUCCCUGAAAUGCCAUCCCUCAGUCUGCCUGUUGAGAAAAUGGAGUGGACUUGUGCUGAACUUCCCUUCAAUGGCCAAAAGGUGGAGCUGGUGAUUAGUACUUUGAAGAGCCUGGACGAAUUCUACUGUUACAACUACAGUAGCGAUUCACACAUCCUGACGGCGCUGUCCUAUGAGCUCAAAAGGCAUUGUGAAUUGGGCAGAGAUCCCUUUACACCAACUGUGGGAGAACCAUGUUGUGCUCUCUUCACAGGAGAUGGCCAGUGGUACAGAGCCAUGGUAUUAGAAGUGUGUGGAGAGGGUAAGGCUAGAGUUUAUUUUGUGGACUAUGGGAACUUCUGUGAGGUGGAGGCAGCACAUCUGAAGGCCAUCACCCAGAGUCUGCUCAAGCUGCCUUUCCAAGCAAUCCGCUGCUGGCUUGCAGGAGUCGAACCAGUGGAGGGUCAGUGGAGUACAGAGGCAAUGCACAAGUUUCAGGCUCUUUGUGCCAGUCAGCCAUUGAGUAGCAGAGUGCUGUCCAUUACUGAGAAGGGUUAUGGGAUUGAGCUAGAGAGCGCUGGUCAAAACAUUUCUGCUGUGCUAAUUUCUGAGCACCUGGCUAGACCUUGUGGACAGGUGAAACAGCCUCCACUGCAGCCAACUAAACCCUUCAAUCAGAUUGAGGAUCUGCCCACUCUAAAACCCAUUGAUCAGAAUCCACCUGUUGAAGAGCCUUUGAAACUGAACAACAAUGAAGCUGCCAAUGCCCCAGAAGUUUCAACCGCAUUAAGUGACUCUUUUCCUUUGAAUUGGAAGACGUUGGAGCUGCCUUGCAGUGACACAUUCCAACCGAGGGUGGCAGCAGUGAUCAGCCCAAGUCUCUUUUACAUAAUGAAUCCUGGACAAGUGAAUGUAGAGGGUCUGAAGGCCAUUAUGACUGAUGUUGCGAAGUACUGCAGCAAACAGCCAAUCCCCAAUCAGUGCCACCCUUUACCAGGAGCUGCCUGCUGCGCACAGUUCUCAGGUGACAAAAACUGGUACAGAGCUGUUGUGUUGGAGGUGACAACCAAGCAUGCACAUGUAAUUUACGCCGAUUAUGGGAACAUGGAGACAGUCCCUGUCUCCAGUAUCCUUCCUAUCACCAAAGAACUUCUCCAGCAUCCAUUUCAGAUCGUCAGGUGUGGACUGGCAGGUAAAGAGCACUUUCCUACAGUGUGGCCCACUGAAGUUUUGGAACUCUUUGGGAUUCAGUUGAGUGGGGGCGUCCUGGCAAAUCUGCAGGGCUUUGAUGGGACCUCCAACCUGCUGACCCUUACCCUGCAGUCAGGUCAAGCUGACAGAGAUAUUAAUUCCAUCAUCUUUGGAGCUCUGCAGAAAGGACAGAGCAAGGCUAACUCAAAGCUGCCUUCCAUUGUCAAUGAGGAGAAAAAGGAUCUAGAUAAGAGUCAGACACAACCUGUCAGCUCAAACAAGGCUGCAGAUAAAACUCAAUCUGCAGGUAUAGAGAAACAUGACCUGAAAGAUCAAGCCCCGCCUUUAAGUACCAGCUACAGGCUUGAGGAACCAGAAAACAUGCCCAAGACUACGGCUGCAGUGGAAUGUACUGAGCCACAAGACAUUACAAGCUCAAAGGGCAGCAGUGCUCCCCAAUCAUGCUGUUGUCUUGAGCUGAAGCAAAAGGUUGACCAUAUUGAGAAAUUGAUUCUGCUCCUCGUCAAACAAGUUGGUGGAACCAAAUAGUGACUCAAGAUCUUCAUUGUCAAGUAGCUUUUAUCUUUAGAGAAGUGUGAAUAUAUUUUAUUUUUGUUUUAUUGAACGAAUAUUGUUGCUAUUGUUUUAUUAUAGCCUAUAUAAUGUUUGUGAUUUUAUUUCUUGAGCCAAGAGAGAACGUAACUAUUAAUCGUGAAUAAUGCAGCAUUGCCAUUCAGUUUUCCAGUUCCACAUUGUCAGUUUUUUGUUUUUCUAUGGCCAGUUUUGUUCCUUAUGUGUGCCAGUUUGAAUUUUGAAUAAAAAAGUACUUAAGUUUGUUUGGA